CAGUCGCCGCGCGCGUAGAGAGAACCUAGAAGUGUUGCCCCCAAGUCGUCGAUCCACCAACCAGUACUCAAGCGUCCCGAAGUUCGUGCCGAAAAAAAGAAAAAGACGGCAAGCAUUCUUGCGAUUGUCGCUUUCUGCAACCCCCCGCCCCCGACCUGCCUCCAAGACCCUUUUUCGCUUGUGUGUCUCUCUAUCAAUCGUCUCGAAAGUUUAGCUCUGCGAGAAAAAAAAGAGCUUCCAGCGACAUUCCUUUUCUGGAACCAAGUCAUAUCGCCCUAUCGCCAAUCUCUGCGGCACGCUCGGUUUCGGUCACGACUUUAGAGAAUACCCAGAGCAGAGAGAUCAUGGGGUCGUCAAAACCCGAAAAGCGCCGUCGCGCCGACGACGAUGACAACGACGGUGCAGCAGCCACCAUCGAGCGUAAAGCCAAGAAGCCCAAGAGCAGCAGCAGCAGCAAAAAGUCCAAGAAGCCCAGCAAUAGCAGCAGCAGCAAGAAGAGCAGCAGGGACGAGCCGUCCGCGCUGCCGGAGGUCGACGCCGACGAGGCCGGCGAGCAGGCGCACAAUCAGGAUCACGAAGACGGCGGUGAUGACAACGUAAAGAAGCCCGCCCCGGCGGCCAGCGACAAGAAAGAGAAGAAGAAAAAGAACAAGAAGGCCAAAAAGACCAAAGAUGCAGAUGGUGCCACCACCACCACCACCGCCGCCGCCGGUGACAACGAUGAGCAGGAGGCGGCCGACGAGACCGAAGACAAGCAGCUGGAGCAACAACAACAACAGCAGCAGGCCGGCAAAAAGUCCCGCUUCAUAGUCUUUGUCGGCAACCUGCCGUACAGCGCCACGGUCCCGGAGAUCCAGGCGCACUUCGCCGCCCUGCAGCCCAUCUCUGUCCGCCUGCUCCACGAGCGCACCAACCCGUCCAAGUCUCGCGGCAUCGCGUUCGUCGAGUUCGCGGGCUACGACCACAUGAAGACGUGCCUGCGGACCAUGCACCACAGCACGUUCGUGGGCACCGCGACGAAUCCCAAGACGGGCAAGACGUGGACGGACGAGCGCAAGAUUAACGUCGAGCUGACGGCCGGCGGAGGCGGCAACACCGCCGCGCGCAAGGACAAGAUCCUGGCCAAGAACUUCAAGCUCAACGAGGAGCGCGUGAGGCGGAUCGAGGCCGAGGAGAAGGCCAAGUACGAACGGCGGAGUAAUAAUGCUGCCAAGCAGAAUGGUGGCGCCGGCGGUGAGCAGGAGGAUGGUGGCGACCAUGGCGGUAUUCACCCAAGUCGCCGCGGGAGAGUCCCUGGGGGCCGGCGCUAGUGAGAUUCCCUAUUGGCGACGUAGAAGGUGGAAGAUGCUGUGCCCUGGUCUUGCUUAGCGUUUACCUAUACAACGAGUUCUCGUGGUGACAACUUUCGAGCUGUCAAGAAUUCCAUAGCGAUGGAAACCAGGGAAGCAUUGAAUAAUAGCCUUUAGAGGUUCAAGUAGCUCGUGAAAUAAUCACCCUCCGAAUUCAGGAACGCGAUGCUUCAAU
Molecule: messenger RNA, 1524 nt
Organism: Microdochium trichocladiopsis
Lineage: Eukaryota; Fungi; Ascomycota; Sordariomycetes; Xylariales; Microdochiaceae
Exons: 1
Coding region: 345-1310 (321 amino acids)
Molecular function (GO): RNA binding
Source: RefSeq, a predicted model, not a curated record